Messenger RNA from Leucoraja erinaceus (little skate), 691 nucleotides. RefSeq names its product COMM domain-containing protein 7-like. The record is from RefSeq and is a predicted model, not a curated record. Lineage: Eukaryota; Metazoa; Chordata; Chondrichthyes; Rajiformes; Rajidae. The transcript has a single exon. The coding region runs from base 5 to 589 and encodes 194 amino acids. Gene Ontology annotation, molecular function: NF-kappaB binding. Gene Ontology annotation, biological process: negative regulation of DNA-templated transcription; tumor necrosis factor-mediated signaling pathway.
CAAGAUGCAGAGGCUGCACUAUAGCGGGGAGCCCGUGGCUGAUGCUGCCUUCACCGACAUCCAGACCCUCAACAAUUUCUCCGACCAGCAAUUUGCAGCAUUGACAGAAAUACUCUUUCGCUUUGUUACAGAACCUACGGAGUCAGAGCGGUUACUAAACGAGCUCUGUGAAUUUGCCUCACAAAAUGGAAUGAUCUUGGGACCCUUGAAGAACAUUGUAAAAAGUGCUCUGUUGGUUCCUAAUGGUGCCUUGAAAAGAAAUUUGACAGCUGAACAUGUCAAAGCUGAUUUCAUUGCUCUGGGACUCAGUGAGGAGAAGGCGGGAUACUUUGCAGAUCAGUGGAAAUUGCAUUCUGCGGCGCUGUCAAGAGCACACGGUAUUGCGGGUUCAGUAUUGAUGUGGAUAGAGAACUGGCUGGCAGACAGGAAGCAAAGAGUAGGAGUAAACGGGUUCUUUUAUCUCUGGAAUUCUCUGUCACAGAAGGUAGUUGAGGCCAGUUCAUUGGCUAUAUUUAAGAGGGAGUUAGAUGUGGCCUUUGUGGCUAAAGGGAUCAGGGGGUAUGGAGAGAAGGCAGGUACAGGAUACUGAGUUGGAUGAUCAGCCAUGAUCAUAUUGAAUGGCGGUGCAGGCUCGAAGGGCCGAAUGGCCUACUCCUGCACCUAUUUUCUAUGUUUCUAUGUUUCUAUGUUU